Molecule: messenger RNA, 1792 nt
Organism: Tarenaya hassleriana
Lineage: Eukaryota; Viridiplantae; Streptophyta; Magnoliopsida; Brassicales; Cleomaceae
Product: VAN3-binding protein-like
Exons: 7
Coding region: 395-1615 (406 amino acids)
Biological process (GO): leaf vascular tissue pattern formation; auxin-activated signaling pathway; phloem or xylem histogenesis
Source: RefSeq, a predicted model, not a curated record
GUUUGGUUAUGCUCUCUUCCUCCUCUCUUCUGUCUGUUCCUUUUCUGUUAUUCAAUCUACAGUUCAUAUUCUCAACCCCAUCAGAGGGUUGCUCGUCCUCCAACCAUUGCAUUCUCCUCAACCUUUUUUGGUUUCUUGCACCUUCGAUUUUUAAAACAAAAGUAGCUGAAUCGCCUUUCUUCUUCACGUGAAUUCUUUAAAGAUGCAACCUUUUCAUUCCCUCCACUACCUCCCUCUAUUUUCGUUGGAAAGGGGGAAACAACUUUUUUGUUUUCUAUGCCCGCUGCUAUCCCACUGUCCUCAUAUACAAUAGUAUUCAAAAGUUCUCUAACCCAAAAGGGCGAUUGGUCAUUCGGAUUCUGCAUUUGAUAAAUUCAGGAGGAGGAAAAAAAAAAUGGCAACUGGGGAUUACUCGGGAUGGAAGGGCGGUUCUCCGACGAUGUACUGGCCAGAGAAUCUGGAGGACGAGGUUGAAGACGGAGUUUACAGAGACGAACUGCUCUUCACGUCGAUUCCUCACCCUCACACACUCAAGGAGCCGAUGGAGUUUCUCUCCAGAUCAUGGAGUCCAUCUCCUUCUAAAUUCUCCAAAGCCCUCACUCUGAAACAACAACAACAGCAACAGCAACAGCAAGAACAGUUUUGUGUUGCCCAGAACAGCCCGGGUGUUCUGUCCCCAGCUGCAGAUCCGCUCGUGGCAGGGAGAAUCACGAACUCAGUUAGCAGCACGCGGAGAUCAGGGCCAUUAUCCAAGUGGUUUCAACGCAGGGAACAAACCAGCCCAAGCAUCACGAGCAGCAAUCUCAAGAAGAAAGACAAGGCGCGUGUGGAGAACGCCCAUGCCCACUCUGCCGUCUCCAUCGCGGCUCUGGCAGCCGGGUUAGCCUCUGUGACCGCCACAGGGAUCUGCCGAGAGCCAGGCUCAGAUAUGGCAUCGCCAUUGGCGGCAGCCACCGAGCUGUUGGCCUCCCACUGCAUUGAGAUGGCUGAGAUGGCAGGUGCCGAUCACAGCCGUGUUGCCUCUGCAGUCAGUUCUGCCAUGGACGUCCAUAGCCCUGGUGAUCUCAUGACUCUUACAGCUGCAGCUGCAACAGCCCUGAGAGGAGAAGCGGCUCUGAAGAGAAGGAUGCCAAUGGAGUCAAGGAAGAAAGCAGCAAUAACACCAUGUGAGAGGAGCUUUUCCGACUUUAGUCGGCCAGUAAAUUUCCAAUAUAGAUCGGAGGAAUCGGAUCUUCUGUUUGAGGGCGAGCUGACACAAUGCACUCAAAACGGAGUUCAUCGCACGAAGCACGUGUCUAUGUACAUCGACAACAAGUCUCAGGUCAUAAUCAAACUCAAAAGCAAACACAUCGGAGGGGCAUUCUCCAAGAAGAUCAAAUGCGUUGUAUAUGGAGUGUGCGACGAGUUAUCUGCAUGGCCGUACAGGAAAGAGAGAGACGACAACAGCUCGGAAGAAGUCUACUUUGGUCUGAAAACCGGACAGGGUCUUCUCGAGUUCAAGUGCAAGAGCAAGUCCCACAAACAGAGAUGGGUCGACGGCAUCCAGUCUCUUUUCCGCCAAGUUUCUUGCUUCCAGCAUGGAAAAUGCUGUCUAGAGUCUCGUAGCCUCAGCUAAAACCUGUGACUUAAUCUUCCUCACAUAUGGUCGAUGUGGUACUCUUAACAGAUUCAGUUCCCUAUAUAUGUAUGAGUAUAUAUAUAUAUAUAUAUGUAUUGUACAAUCCCGGGUUCUGUAAUAAGCUGUAACCUUGGAAGAUUUUGGAUAGGCACGAAAUAGUUUGCUGAGAGAUCA